Messenger RNA from Selaginella moellendorffii, 1575 nucleotides. Its product is annotated as ruvB-like 2. Gene Ontology annotation, biological process: chromatin remodeling; regulation of transcription by RNA polymerase II; box C/D snoRNP assembly. Gene Ontology annotation, molecular function: DNA helicase activity; ATP binding; ATP hydrolysis activity. The coding region runs from base 8 to 1396 and encodes 462 amino acids. The transcript has 2 exons. Gene Ontology annotation, cellular component: Swr1 complex; Ino80 complex; NuA4 histone acetyltransferase complex. NCBI's taxonomy places the organism in Eukaryota, Viridiplantae, Streptophyta, Lycopodiopsida, Selaginellales, Selaginellaceae. The record is from RefSeq and is a predicted model, not a curated record.
AGCAGCUAUGGGGGCGGAAGUGAAGGUCUCAGAGACGCGCGACCUCACUCGCAUCGAGCGCAUUGGCGCGCAUUCUCACAUUCGAGGUCUGGGCCUGGAUGAUACGCUCGAGCCGCGUAAUGUGUCGCAGGGUAUGGUUGGGCAGAAGCCCGCGCGGCGCGCCGUGGGCGUCAUCUGCAAGAUGAUCAAGGAGGGCAAGAUCGCCGGACGCGGCGUGCUGCUCGCGGGGCAGCCGGGCACUGGAAAGACCGCGAUCGCCAUGGCAAUGGCAAAAUCCCUGGGCGAGGAGACGCCCUUCGCAAUGAUGGCCGGGAGCGAGAUAUUCUCGCUGGAGAUGAGCAAAACGGAGGCGCUGACGCAGGCAUUUCGCAAGGCCAUCGGUGUGAAGAUCAAGGAGGAGACGGAGAUCAUCGAGGGCGAGGUUGUGGAGAUCCAGAUCGAUCGUCCGGCCACGGCCGGGGCGGCGUCCAAGUCCGGGAAGCUCACGCUCAAGACGACCGAGAUGGAGACCGUGUAUGAUCUCGGCAGCAAGAUGAUCGAGGCGCUUACGAAAGAGAAGGCCCAGAGCGGUGAUGUGAUCGCCAUCGACAAGGCCUCCGGGAAGAUCACCAAGCUCGGCCGAUCGUUUGCUCGCUCCAGGGACUACGAUGCAACUGGAGCACAGACUCGAUUCGUCCAGUGCCCCGAUGGCGAGCUCCAGAAGCGCAAGGAAGUCGUCCAUGUUGUGACUUUGCACGAGAUCGAUGUGAUCAACAGCAGGACGCAAGGAUUCCUCGCUCUUUUCGCGGGUGAUACCGGCGAGAUUCGCUCGGAAGUAAGGGAACAAAUCAACAACAAAGUCGCCGAGUGGAGGGAAGAGGGAAAAGCCGAGAUAGUUCCGGGGGUUCUCUUCAUCGACGAGGUACACAUGCUAGACAUGGAGUGCUUCUCGUUCCUCAACCGAGCGCUGGAGAACGAGAUGGCCCCAAUCCUCGUCGUCGCCACCAACAGGGGCAUCACGAAGAUCCGAGGAACGAACUACAAGUCGCCGCACGGCAUCCCGCUCGAUCUCCUGGACCGGCUGCUCAUAAUCUCGACUCAGCCUUACACGGAGGACGAGAUGCGACGGAUUCUGGACAUCCGGGGGGAGGAGGAGGACGUGGAGAUGGCGGAGGAGGCCAAGGAGCUGCUCACCAAGAUCGGACAGGAGACGUCGCUCAGGUAUGCGAUCCAUCUCAUCACAGCCGCGGCCUUGGCUUGCCAGAAGCGAAGAGGAAAAGAGGUGAGCAUCGAGGACAUCAGUAAAGUCUACUCGCUCUUCAUGGACGUGAAGCGAUCGACGCAGUUCCUUAUGGAGUACCAGGAACAGUUUAUGUUCAACGAAGUCCCCGACACCAGCGAGAUGGUGGAAGGCUAGAAAUCAAAUUUUGCGACACCAGCGACGCAGAUUUUCUACGUUGGUUUUGUUUGCGAUAGAAAUGAGAAAAGCUUUAGAUCAUUUGAAGUAUAGCUUUUCUACAUUGGUUUUGUUUGCAAGAGAUUAAAAAUGAUAUCUUUGAGAAACGUUUUUAGAUAAUUUGAAGAUGUUUUAUUUGA